This is a messenger RNA of Cynocephalus volans (Philippine flying lemur), 1842 nucleotides long. Its product is annotated as junction-mediating and -regulatory protein-like. Gene Ontology annotation, biological process: intrinsic apoptotic signaling pathway by p53 class mediator; Arp2/3 complex-mediated actin nucleation; 'de novo' actin filament nucleation. Gene Ontology annotation, molecular function: Arp2/3 complex binding; transcription coactivator activity. The record is from RefSeq and is a predicted model, not a curated record. Gene Ontology annotation, cellular component: cytoplasm; nucleus. NCBI's taxonomy places the organism in Eukaryota, Metazoa, Chordata, Mammalia, Dermoptera, Cynocephalidae.
AUGCCCGGAGCUCGAAAAGCCUCAGUUCCUGCCGAUCUGUUCCUCUUCCCCGGGUUCGGAGGCCACCUGGGCCGCAGGGUACACCUGCCACUCUCACCGCCCUCGCAGCCUCUAGCUGUCCGCGGGUCCCAGCCGCGGGGGGAGGGGACGGCGCGGAAGGAAGGAGGGAGCCGGGUGCGCGGCCGCGCGCGGGAGGGGGUGGGGACUGAGGGGCGGUGCCUGCGUGCGCCGCAGGAGUGCGCGCGCCGCCGUCGCGUCACCAGCGUGCGGCACGUGCCCGUGUUUACGUCCCUCGUGGAGCCGCCGACGUCAGCAGCCGAAUGGCAACAUUGUGGCGAUGCUGAGGCGCGGAGUCUAGGAGACGCGUCCGUCAGUCAGGCCGGCGCGGUUGGUCGCCAGGAGGACGAGUUGGGGCGGGGAGAUCGGCUGGACGAGCGGCAGAGACCCACACACACCGCCUGCCGACCCCGCGGGACCCCCGCCUCGCCUCUGGAGCGCCACAGACGCGAACCCGCGGCCUCGCGCGGGGGGGGGGGCGGCCGGGCGGCUCGAGGCGCUGCGCAGCGCGGGGCUUGUAAACAGAUCCGGCCGCACCCGCGCCACAAAGGAGCUCGGGGUCCAGGUGCGGAGGGGCGGGCGACGGGGCCAGCCGGCGGCGCGCUAAGAUGGCCGAAGGCGCCCGGCGAGGGUGAGCGGGGGACGCGGCGCAGCCAGCCGGGGAGUCCUCGGGCGGGCCGGGCCGGCGGCCGGCCCCCGCGGCCCGGCGCCGGAGCCACCACGUCGUUCGCGGUGGAGGAGACGCUCGAGUCGGACUGGGUGGCUGUGCGACCCCAUGUGUUCGACGACCCCGAGAAGCACAAGUUCUUUUUCAUUGUGGCCUGGAACGAGAUUGAGGGCAAGUUUGCCAUAACCUGCCACAACCGGACGGCCCAGAGGCAGAGGAGCGGCUCCCGGGAGCAGGCGGGGGCGCGAGGGGGCGCCGAGGCCGGCGGAGCCGCGUCCGACGGGAACCGAGGGCCGGGCCGAGGCCACUGGCGCUGUGACUCCGGUGAGGGGGGACCUGCUGCGCGGAGUCCGGCCGGCAGAGGGGCGGAGAGUUCGUUCAAGAGCCCCUUGCGGGCCAAGCCCACCCCGGCCCGGAGGGGAUCUGCAGGCAGAGAUGCGGCGCCUGCGGCAGCCCCGCCGACGCCCAGGGAAGCCCCGGUGUCCUCGGUGCGGUUAGUGAGCGCCUCCGGGGCGGACUCCGAGGAGAUCGAGGUGCUGGAAAUGGCGAGGGAGGACGAGGCGCCCCUUGGGCUCCCGGACGCGGAGCAGCCGCCGGCCGCCGCCGAGCUGGAGUCUCGGCUCUUCCCCUUCCAGGAUCUGCGCGCCGUGCACCAGCAGCUGUGCUCCGUGAACUCGCAGCUGGAGCCGUAUCUGCCCGUGUUCCCCGAGGAACCGUCGGGCAUGUGGACCGUGCUGUUCGGGGGCGCCCCCGAGAUGACAGAACAGGAGAUCGACACUCUGUGUUACCAGCUCCAGGUGUACCUGGGCCACGGCCUGGACACCUGUGGCUGGAAGAUCCUCUCCCAGGUGCUGUUCACCGAGACCGACGAUCCCGAGGAGUAUUACGAGAGCCUCAGCGAGCUGCGGCAGAAGGGCUACGAAGAAGUGCUGCAGCGGGCCAGGAAGCGCAUCCAGGAGCCAGCCACCAAAAAAAGAAAAAGAGAGAAAGUCCUUUUUGGAGGUGAAAUCAACCCAAGAGUCCAUUAACAGAGGGCCAGGAAGGAAUACUGGGAGAAUCUUUGGAUAGCCACAAGCAGGGCAUACAACCCUUCGAUGUCAAAGGCAGAUGCCUGGGGA